Messenger RNA from Penaeus chinensis, 4768 nucleotides. Its product is annotated as cyclin-dependent kinase 9-like. Bases 62 to 1291 code for a protein of 409 amino acids. The record is from RefSeq and is a predicted model, not a curated record. Lineage: Eukaryota; Metazoa; Arthropoda; Malacostraca; Decapoda; Penaeidae. Gene Ontology annotation, molecular function: cyclin-dependent protein serine/threonine kinase activity; ATP binding. Gene Ontology annotation, cellular component: nucleus. The transcript is spliced from 8 exons. Gene Ontology annotation, biological process: protein phosphorylation.
GCGUUGGUACUUCUGGUCGAAGUAAAUAAACGAACCGAAGCUUUGUGUGAAUGUCACAAAAAUGCUUGGAAAUCGUGAGAGGAACUAUGACGACUUACAUUUCCCCUUUUGUGAUGAAGUCAGCAAGUAUGAAAAGCUCGACAAGAUUGGCCAAGGGACGUUCGGGGAGGUUUUUAAAGCCCGUCAUAAGAAAACAAAGAAAGUUGUGGCUCUGAAGAAAGUUUUGAUGGAUAAUGAGAAAGAAGGGUUUCCAAUCACAGCACUUAGAGAAAUCAAGAUUCUUCAACAACUAAAGCAUGACAAUGUUGUUAAGUUGAAUGAAAUAUGUCGCACUAAACCAUCAGCAUAUAAUCGAUAUCGCUCUACUUUCUAUUUGGUGUUUGACUUCUGUGAACAUGACCUGGCUGGGUUAUUGUCCAACUAUAAUGUAAAAUUUAGCCUUGGGGAGAUAAAGAGGGUAAUGCAACAGCUUUUAGAAGGUUUAUUUUACAUCCACAGUUGUAAGAUUCUACAUCGUGACAUGAAAGCAGCAAAUGUACUCAUCACCAAAUCAGGGACUCUGAAGCUUGCUGACUUUGGUCUUGCUAGAGCUUUUUCCCAGCGAAAUGGUCAGCCUAACAGGUAUACCAACCGAGUUGUGACGCUAUGGUAUCGGCCACCUGAGUUGUUACUUGGCGAGAGAAACUACGGGCCUCCUAUUGAUCUCUGGGGUGCAGGUUGCAUUAUGGCUGAAAUGUGGACUCGCACUCCAAUAAUGCAGGGAAGUACAGAACAGCAUCAGCUCAAUUUAAUAUCUCAGUUAUGUGGGUCAAUAGCUCCUGAGGUUUGGCCAGGUGUUGAAAACCUCCCGCUUUACUCUACAAUGGAACUUGCCAAGAACCACAAACGGAAGGUCAAGGACAGAUUAAAGCCUUAUGUUCGAGACCCACAUGCAUGUGACCUUAUUGACAAAAUGCUGACUCUUGAUCCCUCAAAACGAAUUGAUGCUGACACAGCUUUAAAUCAUGACUUCUUCUGGAUGGAUCCUGUGCCUAGUGACCUGGGAAAGAUGCUUUCCCAUCACACCCACAGCAUGUUUGAAUUCUUGGCACCUCCCCGUCGAGGGAGACAACAGCAGCAACAGCAACAACAGCAGCAGCAGCAACCGCAGCAAGCACCAGCAGGCCAUGCUUCCCAGCAGCCCCAGACGUCACAGUCAUCAGCCCAAGGCGGUUCUAGAAGAGCAGGUCAUAGGCCAUCCGGCUCCUCCAGUGUUGCCAGUAUGUCUUCGUGUCCAGAGAGAAUAUUUUAGUUUCGUGUGUUUAAAGACACGGCAUUAUCCACAAAAAGACAGCAUUGGAGAGAAUUAAUAUCUUUUAAUAUUGCACGAAGAGCAAAAGGUAUUUUCAUUAAAAAAAGAAAUAUGAGUGUUUUUAAUUAUAGAUCUGUAUUUUUUUAUUAGGUUGAUACAAAUCAGGUAAUCAGAAUACAGUUACCUGAUACUCAUAAUUUUCAAAAUGGAAUCUUCUAUUAUAACAAAAUGUAUAUGUUGAACCUAACUAAUGGAAAAUUAUGGAAUAUUUGCAUUAUUAGAAUAUGCCAAGAAUUAGGUUUAAACAUCAUUAGUGUCUUAAUGAUUUUGUAUGUUUUUUACAGUAUGUUUUUAUUUCUGGACUACUACUUUCCUUUACAGAUGUACAUUUACUUAUAUGUCUGUUAUAGAGGCAGCAAUUAUUGAAUAUAUGUAUAGAAUAUUUAUAUUCAAAUAGCCUGUAAAUUGAUUCUACCUAUUCCUCUGUCUUUUGGAAAUUGGUAUACCACAAAAUUUUAAAUCCAUUGGUGCAAUAUUUGCUAAUUUGGAUUUUUGUUUCACACUUUCAUUAAAUGUAAAAUAUGAUUUGCAUUAUAGUACUGUACAGUAGAUAUGACUAUUUAUUAUAGUAUGUUAUUGAUUCUAAAAUCCUGUAUAGUAUUACCGUACCUGGUCUUUUUAGGUUUGUCCUUCACUUUUUUGUGGCUAGCAAUGUUACCGCAUUGUUCUACUUACCAGAGUCAGUAUUAUGAUGUAUUUCUCACAUUAAGAAAUUAAUGGAUUACUUUUACUACUUAAAUUAGGAUUCAGUGCUAUAUAAUAAUACAUAAAAAGCAAAAGUAAGAGCCACAAAUUUUCCCUAGAAUUCCCUGCUAUGAUUUUACACAUAUCUCUGGAAGAUGCCAGAUGGUGAUGACAAUAUAUCACUAUUGUUUAGGUUCAUUUGUGUGGUUUUGACCCAAUAACGUGUUACCUGUGUAUUAAUGUGGAUCUUAGGAAAGAAGGCGAGGAUUCACUCUAGUCAGUAAGCAGUUGAUACAUAGCUAUGCCUAUAAGAGUACAAAAAUACUUUUAUGUUUUUAUAAGACGGUUUUUGAGUAAUUUAGAACAAGGGCAAUACUCGGAGAACAUUUAUUUUUUGUCUUAGGAAGGAUUCUAAUGUGCAUAUGUUUUAUAUGAAAGAUUUUACUUUGGUAUUAUUACAUAUGCACAUUUAAUUUUAUUUUCUAAAUAUAGAUAUAUAUAUCUGUAAAUAAUUAGUAUGUCAUGUUGAAUGCGAAGACAUUUGCACCUAAAAACUACUGCAUUUCACAUUUUCUCAAUUUACUUACUUUCUUUUUCUUUCUAUCUGUGUGUCUAUAUUUUUCAUUAUAUUUUAUAAUUUUUAAAAGAAAUACAUUUUAUUUAGCCCAUUGGCCACAGGUAAUGAACUGUCCAUUAUUUUUUUUUUAUGAAAUUUGUUGCACAUGGAUGGCUCUACAAGUGCUCAGCUACCAAUGACCCAAUUAGUAGGGUGUACAUAACCUCUCCUGAUUUUCCCAUUCCUUGUAUUUUCAGGAAAAGUGUUUUUUCCUGAUGCCAUUAAUAUUGAUACUGUUAUUAUUGUUAUUGAUAUAAUGUUAUUAAAAUACUAAAAGCAAUAAAAAAAAUCCCUGAAAAUCAUGGAAAAGGGGUAAACAGGUGAGAUAGGUAGUGCUAGUUGUUGUCUCUUUGGUGACUGUGCAUUUGUGAGCCAUCUAUAUGUAAACAUAAUUAAUAGACUAAAAUCACAGUGGACAUGGCAUGUGUCAUGUCAUCCCAGUACAAUGGGUUAAUUUUCUGAGAUAUCUGUGAGCCACCCUUUAAACCAAAGAGAAAAUAGAUAUGUUCUUAAAAUACUAAUAGUUAUACAUAACUUUAUUUCACUGUAAUUCCUACAUGUUUAGUGAGAUAGUUCUGAUUCAUAGUUCAAGAUAGAAAAUUGAUAGAAAGCAGACCUGGCAGACAUUUGCCAGUAUUAAAAGACUUAAAUGAUUAGUGGAUGGAAGUGUCAGCAAAGACUUUUUCUAUAUUUAGUAUAGGGGAUAGAUUUAGAAAUACCUGACAACUCUUUAAACAAGCAAGAGGUUUAGAUAUCAUUUAUAGUUGGGAAAUAAAAUCAGUAGAUCUGAAAUGAAGCACUGAUAUGAAAACAGUUGUUUAAUAUGAACACAGUAUAGUAUUUUGAGGCAUAUUUUCAUAUGUUAGAUAUAGUGUAUUCUGUUGUUUGGAUGUACUGGGCAUCUCAAAUUUUAUAUGCUUUACACUUUGGUAUAAAGUAGAAUGUACAAAAAAGAUUAGUGACUGCAAAUGCACAAAAUUAAGCUGUAAAGAUCUUUUGAAAUAAUUAUAGGGAAAAAUUAUUUUUAUUAAGACUGCCCUCUAUGAAAAAUGGAUGACUGAAGCCUCUCCUCUCUUACAAAAAGAGUUAAAAUAAGAUCCUGUCAGACCAAGUAAUAGGAAGAUAAAUCGUAAGUACAGUUAAUUUUUUAUAUAGAAAAAUAGAUCAUCCUGACAAGUCCAUUCAAGAAUCUUGUUUAAGGCAUUAUUUUCCCAGUGAUAUCUGAUUCAUAAAGUUUUCAGAAGUAGAUAGGUACAUUCUCUUUGGUUCAUUGGGGCCAUUGUUGUGUGUUAAGCCAGAAUACACACACGAAAAGACAGAAUAUUCAACUGUUUCAUAAUAUUUUUUUAUGAAAAGGUUUGCCUGAGAACUGAUGUAAAGAGGGAUUUAUUGUUUUUUUUUCACAUGUCAUUGAUGAUUUUCAAAGAAAAAUAUUUUUCAGAUGAUUAAAUUCUUACAGGUGUGGAAAUUAGUUGAUGUGUUUAACUGUAAUUCAUGUUUAUUUAUUAUGUUGUGAUUAUAGCUUUGCAAUGUAAAGAAGUUUGUCAUAUGAGCAAAUACCCCUCUCAGGGAGUAGAAACAAGUUACAAAAGCUUUGAAGAUGAAAUCUAUUACAGUACUUUGAAGGUGUCCCACAGAAAUAGUUUUCUGUAAAUAGAGUUCACUCUAAUAUUCAGAUAUUAUUUUUUCCAUGACAGCUACUCUGCCACAUUUGUAAAGCAAGUCCUUCUCUUCCUUGGCAGGUAUAUUCUUCAAGAGUUAUGUUCAUAAAAAAUCUGUAAAUAUAUACAGUUUCAUUUUUAUUUUCAGUCUGAUAGGUGGUUUGUAAUCUUUUGAAAUGUUUGUUUGUUCAAGUCUUUCUUAACAUCUGGUUUAGUAACAUUGGAAUUCUUUAUUUUCAUUCCAUUGAAUAUGAUGGGUCUCAUUACCAAAAUUAUUUUGGAAACAGUUAAAAUGUAACAGGCACAGAUCCAGACACGCUUAGCCCCAGAAACACACACAUACACAUACACAUACACAUACACAUACACAUACACAUACACAUACACAUACACAUACACAUACACAUACACAUACACAUAUAUAUGUACAUGUACAUGUACAUUAUUUGUACAUGC